UCUCUACCCUUCUCUAUCUCUCUCUAUCAUUUUCUCUCUCUAGUUUCUUCUCAAACCAAAAACUACUCUCUGGUAGAAGUAGGUGAAAAGCAAAGAACCCAUCUUUGUUUUUUCACAUUAACAUAAUAACUACUGUUCCUUCCUCAUCUCACCUAAUCCAAAAACACAAUCAGAGGAAAAAACUGCGAGAAAAUCAAUUGGAAAGUGACACAAAAUUUCACCCCAGAAGGGAAGGGUUAUACCCUUAUGUGUUUUUUUCUCAAAAGGGUAUCAUAAAGUUGUGAUUAUUUUCAUGAAUCUGAUGGUAGCAUCAAGUACUUAGUAUUGAAAGUUUGUGGCUUUUUAGUUAGAUCUUAGUGAUUUUGGUUUUGUUGAUGUUGGGGUUGGAGUUUGCUUUUGGAUCUCUAUGAUGGGUUGAUUGGAUUGGGGACAAAGAUUGAUUUUUUUGGUGUUUGGAAAUUUUAAGGUUUUUUUUUUGAAUGUGGUGUUUUUGAGGUUGAUGGUGUUUGAAAUUAGUGGUAAUGGCAAUGUUGGUUCAUCAGUGAUAUAUUGUGGAAAUGUCUGCUUCUUUAGCGGCUUUUGAGAGACCGAGACCUGGGGCUUCUAAUACGGUUUUCAAAAGUGGCCCACUUUUCAUAUCUUCCAAAGGAAUAGGAUGGAAAUCAUGGAAGAAGCGGUGGUUUAUACUCACACGCACAUCAUUGGUUUUCUUCAAAAAUGAUCCGAGUACCCUUCCUCAGAGAGGUGGGGAAGUAAACAUGACACUGGGCGGUAUUGACUUGAACAAUUCAGGAAGUGUUGUUGUUAGAGAAGACAAAAAGCUUCUUACAGUAUUAUUUCCAGACGGGCGUGAUGGUCGAGCGUUCACCCUUAAGGCAGAGACUUCGGAAGACUUGUUUGAAUGGAAGACAGCUCUUGAACAAGCCCUUGCACAAGCACCAAGUGCUGCCCUUGUUAUGGGACACAAUGGAAUUUUCAGGAACGAUACAACUGAUUCUAUUGACGGGUCUUUCCAUCAAUGGAGAGACAAGCGUCCAGUUAAGUCUUUGGUUGUUGGAAGACCGAUUCUGCUAGCACUUGAAGAUAUUGACGGAGGGCCGUCUUUUCUUGAAAAAGCUCUUAGGUUUCUAGAGAAGCAUGGAACUAAAGUUGAAGGAAUACUGCGGCAAUCUGCAGACGUUGAGGAAGUAGACCGCAGAGUUCAAGAAUAUGAACAAGGAAAGGUUGAGUUUGAUGCAGAGGAAGAUGCGCAUGUUGUUGGUGACUGUGUUAAGCAUGUUCUAAGGGAGCUUCCCUCCUCUCCAGUUCCAGCUUCAUGCUGUACUGCUCUAUUGGAGGCUUAUAGAAUUGAUCGCAAGGAGGCUAGGAUUAAUGCAAUGCGCUGUGCUAUAUUGGAAACCUUUCCAGAGCCAAAUCGACGUUUGUUACAGAGAAUUUUGAAGAUGAUGCACACAAUCGCUUCUCAUUCUAACGUGAAUAGGAUGACUGCUUCUGCUGUUGCUGCUUGCAUGGCACCCUUGCUCUUGCGGCCUCUGUUGGCUGGAGAAUGUGAGCUGGAGGAUGAAUUUGAUGUUAGUGGUGAUAGCUCAGCUCAGCUUCUUGCCGCUGCUAAUGCCGCGAAUAAUGCUCAAGCAAUUAUUACCACUUUGUUGGAGGAGUAUGAGAAUGUAUUUGAUGAAGAAAAUAUACAGAGAUGUUCCAUUUCAGCUGAUUCUCGAGUUGAAAACAGCGGGUCUGAAGAUUCAACUGAUGACGAUAAUAUAGACGUAAAAGAAAAUGGUUACCAUGAUGCAGAGAAUGAAAAUGAUCAAGAGACAGAUGAUGAUGCUGAUCGUGUUCACAGUGGAAAAUUAAGUGAAAGUAGUGGUUAUGCUGGCAGUGAUCUUUAUGAUUACAAGCAGGCAUUUGGAGGAGAUGAUUCUGAUGUUGGAUCCUCUACUAGUAAUCAUGCUCAGGCUGAAAAUUCAAAUCUGAAUACUGUUCCUGAUACCCAUCUGUCUGAGGAUAAAAGCAAGCAAAGAAAGGUCAAUGAGAACGUAGUUGAUGAUGAUCCACCAAUUGUGUUGCCUUCCACAGAAUCUUAUCGUUCCAUGGGUGAGAUUUUAUCUUCAAUGGACCCUGGCAACCAUUUACCUGUGAUUGAGGCGCAAUCAGGUACUGGAAAGCAAACAACUGGUAAAACUAGCAGUGGCACAAGCUUUAGUACUAAGCGGUCAACGUUCUGGGGCAGGAGCAAUCCGAGGAAGUCACCGUCAGUGGAAUCAGUUGAUUCUUCUGGAGAAGAGGAGCUUGCUAUUCAGAGGCUAGAGAUUGCAAAAAAUGAUUUGCAACAUAGAAUUGCAAAGGAGGCUAGAGGCAAUGCUAUUUUACAAGCAAGCUUAGAGAGAAGGAAACAAGCUUUGCAUGAACGACGCUUGGCACUUGAACAAGAUGUUUCAAGAUUGCAAGAACAGUUGCAAGCUGAGAGGGAUCUUAGAGCUGCAUUGGAAGUUGGUUUGAGCAUGUCUUCAGGACAGAUUUCCAAUUCACGUGGGAUGGAUUCAAAGACAAAGGCUGAACUAGAGGAGAUUGCACUUGCUGAAGCUGAUGUGGCUAGGUUGAAGCAAAAGGUUGCGGAACUUCACCAUCAACUUAAUCAGCAAAGACAGCAUCACUAUGGUUCAGUUACAGACGUAGGUGAUCGAUACCAGCAUGCCCAGAAUCUUCCUCAACCGAGAUUUCUUCAGCAAGAUUUUGAUUCAACCCUUGCAUACUGUAAUCAUGAAAGGAAACAAAGGACUGAGGUAAACUUUGGCUUUUCAUUUAAACAGGAGAGUGGGUUGGGCUCUGAUUGGAGGAAUAUCAAAGGACAAGUAUUGGCUUCUGGUAAUGGUAGUAGGCAGCCAUCUCGGAAGCCAUUUAUAGACUCGAGUCCUAGUGAUUCAAAAAGCACCGAGGCAUCGACAAGCAUGUCUGUUGAUGAGCUUGGUGUUGUUGAUUCUGGCUCAGUGCCUUCCACUUCAAGGGCAGCAGAGGUGACAGAAUAUAAUGGAAGACAUCCGUCUGUAGCAUCUUCGACAUUAGUAGAGUUAACAACUCGUCUCGAUUUUUUCAAGGAAAGGCGUUCGCAGUUGAUGGAACAGCUUCAUAACCUUGAUUUGAACUAUGGUUCUACCACUUCCCAAGACAUGGUCUACAAACCAACAUCACCAUCAUGGAGUUGACUGGCCAAAUAACAACUUCAUAAUAAUCCUUGGUGAAGAAUUUUGGCUUGACAUGUUGUAUAUCCUUUGACUCAUUGCAUAUAUUUGUAUCCUUAUCCUUUGUGGUCUCAAUGUACUGCUUCAUUCUCUUUGUUCCCAUUAAUUUCUAUUUUUUCCUCUUUUGGUAGUGAAAGGUUGUUGGAGUUGAAAUGCUUUCUUUUUGGUCACCAGUUUUUUUUUUUUUUUUUAAUCUUUUUUAUUUCCUUUGUUACUUUAGGGGAGGAGGUGGAGUUUGUGUUGAAAUUACAUGUUAUGUUAAUAGAUAGAUGGGAGAAUUUUGUUGUUGAACAAAACAACUUCAAUGAGGAAAUAUUAGUAAUGUUUUGGCAAAUUCUUUGUAUUGCAAUUGCCACUAAUGUCAAUCUAUGUGAAAAUGAUUGUUAUGUUAUA
This is a messenger RNA of Medicago truncatula (barrel medic), 3632 nucleotides long. RefSeq names its product rho GTPase-activating protein 7. The transcript has 21 exons. Lineage: Eukaryota; Viridiplantae; Streptophyta; Magnoliopsida; Fabales; Fabaceae. The record is from RefSeq and is a predicted model, not a curated record. Bases 558 to 3203 code for a protein of 881 amino acids. Gene Ontology annotation, biological process: signal transduction.